AUGGUGAUGACCUGCCAAUUCUUCGGUGGUAUACCCCUAUUCAGCAAUGAAGCUGCUGAAUUGUCGUUGGAAUCCAACGUAAUGCAACGCUUCAAGGACAUCAAACAUUUCACUGAUUUGGUCAGGCAGUUCAUGCUUCCAAAUAAUUAUGUUCCUAGUUCUAAAUUUGUCAAAUGUCUGUACAGUGCAAAAGAGCUACACAGAGCAGGGGUGGACUUUGUGCCACGAAGUAACAAGUGCUUAACUGACGCAUUGUUUAAUAAAAAGGGUAAGAUAUUGGAGGUCCCUACAUUUAUGGUGGAAGACACCACAGAGUGCCUUAUAAGGAACGUCAUGGUGUUGGAGCAGUGUCUUUAUCCAUUUGAGGCUCAUAUCUGCAAUUAUAUUUCCCUGCUCGAUAAACUUAUCAACACUGAUGAAGAUGUGGAAUUGUUGCAUGAGCCCGCUUUACCUUACAUAGACAGACUGGCCUCUCUUCGACAAAGUAGGAGGGAGGAAACGGAAAAAAUUACGAAAGCAGAUAGAAGGGUGGGAGAGCAGAGAAAUCGCGAGAAUGAGUUGUUGAAUGAGAUGGUGGAGGAGGAAGAGGUAGUAGACGUGGACGACAAGGAAGGUGGUGGUGUUGGUGGUGACUCGCAUUGGUGGUGGGGAAUGGCGAGCGCAGCCCAGUUGGGAUGGGGAAUAGUGUCGUUCAGAAGAGGGUAUACAGGGCAAUCCAACCUCAUGCCCUUCAAAGCCUUCGCCGUUGCCUCCCUCUUCGUCGGCUCCGCUGCCUCUGCCUCCGUCGCAUCCCUUCAUUCCUCCGACAUCCACAAGGUGGAAGAUUUAAUGGAAGUGGGUGCAAGUAUAAGGACUGGACUUGGGAUUCGUCCACGGACACGAGAAGAAUAACAAUUUACCAAAAUUAUUAUUGUUGCUUCAAAAAUCCUAAAUUUUCGUGUACACGUACUUGAAAUCAUUGUAAAACUGUCGGUUUUAAAAGUAAUAGUUUCGAUGUCGUUUCCUUUCU
Messenger RNA from Ziziphus jujuba (common jujube), 1009 nucleotides. RefSeq lists its product as uncharacterized. The transcript has 3 exons. The record is from RefSeq and is a predicted model, not a curated record. NCBI's taxonomy places the organism in Eukaryota, Viridiplantae, Streptophyta, Magnoliopsida, Rosales, Rhamnaceae. The coding region runs from base 1 to 891 and encodes 296 amino acids.